AUGUUAGGGAAAUUACUGUCGCUAACGUGUACAUGGUCACUGAUUGCUGCAGCACAGGAUGUGAAAUGGUACUCUAAAAAGCUCGCUGAGGAGGUAUAUCGUGAAGUGAACGACCGUUUCACUGAUGCUCACCCGUGGCAUAGGGUCAUCCAGGUUGAUGAAUGGUCUUACAGGCAUUGGAUUUUACCCAGGAACCCUCACUUCGAUUCGGUUGUGUUACUUAUUGAUUCGUCGAAGGCUGUUCAAAGAGAGAUUCUAGAUGUCGUUAGGUUGGUGGCCCACCGCUUUGACAACGCCUCAACGGAUAAGGGAUUCGAGGGUGAAGCGAAUAGCGAUACACCAACUUAUUUCUUCUACGCAGAUGUCAGUACACCGGGAUGUGAUUGGAUUGUAUCACUCCACCAGCUGAAACAUAUCCCAGAACUGUUAUUCUUUCGAGCUGGGGAAAUCGGCCAGACAAAUGGCAUGCAUGGAGUGACCAGUUUCAAUGAGUGGAUAUCUAAAAACGCAGUUACACAAUGGAAGUUUACCGAAACGGAGUUCUUCAAACUACUGUAUAGUUUCUGUGAGGUGAAUGCCAAAUCACCCUGCCAUAUCCACGUUGAAACCAGCAACAGGCGACAUCUGGUGCGUGAUCUGAUUUCAUUAAUAAAAUCUAGAUUAUGGCUCAUACCCAUCAUCUUAGUUGUUAUACCAGUGUUUAUUUACACCAUGUUGUAUCGACACUGCUGGUUGUUAAGAUUGGGCGCCGUGUCACUUUACGCCUUGAACGUUACUUGCCUAAUAUCAGCCAUCGCAAACUAUACGCCACUCACCAUCAUUCCGUCUGAAGGAUUUUGGUUGUAUACGUCAGGUUUACUGCAGAGGUUUUACGUCGAGUUGAGCAAGUGGCACUACGUGAACGAGAACGUGAUAGUAUCGCUGAUGUUUUGUAUAUUGUCAGCUACACUGCUUGCACUUCGUCAAUGUGCUUUCUGGGAUUGCGGAAUGUUCCCUGUGCUGUUUAUUUCGUUGGGAUUUAUCGUAACUGGGUGGUAUACCAUUUCGUUGUUGCGUCAGAAGGGGGUGUCAUUCUGCGUUGAUUGGCUGGCUGAAUUAUCGAUUCCUCGAGGUUCGAUUGACGUGGAUCGCAACUUUCUUUUCUAA
This is a messenger RNA of Babesia bigemina, 1146 nucleotides long. RefSeq names its product membrane protein, putative. Bases 1 to 1146 code for a protein of 381 amino acids. Lineage: Eukaryota; Apicomplexa; Aconoidasida; Piroplasmida; Babesiidae. The transcript has a single exon. The record is from RefSeq and is a predicted model, not a curated record.